Messenger RNA from Aspergillus niger, 2007 nucleotides. RefSeq lists its product as hypothetical. The record is from RefSeq and is a predicted model, not a curated record. NCBI's taxonomy places the organism in Eukaryota, Fungi, Ascomycota, Eurotiomycetes, Eurotiales, Aspergillaceae. The coding region runs from base 1 to 2007 and encodes 668 amino acids. The transcript has 2 exons.
AUGCAGUAUGGGAACAGAGACAGGUUUGCUGAGAGGCAUGCUCCACGGCCAGGACGGGGAACAACAUGCAUACUGGAACCUGGUCAGGCUGACUUGGGCGAUCAUAAGAUCCCCAAGGCACAAGACGACAGAGGGGACGACAUUGGGGCUGGUCCCCAGGUCGAGAGUUUGGAGGAUGUGAAGAGAGACUUCAACGCUAUUCUCCGGGAUGGCCAACCAGACCAGGUGAUGGAUGCGAUGCUUGAUCCUCGCUUUGAGAACUUAGUUUGCUUGAUGCCACAAAGCACCUUUGUUGAAGUCUUUCAUCUCCUCUCUCCGGCUUACUUUAUUGAUCCUUAUCGGGAAAUCCAUCGUCCCCUUCAUCCGUCGGCUGUCGAUGUCAAGCAGUACAAAUCAUUGGAAUCGAUUUUUGACGAGUUUGCCAAUAACCUGUCUGCCAUCCUGCAGAUCAGGUGGGCGGGCGGCCAGCCCUUGGGCUUGGCUGAGUACACGCACCUGCUUGAUUGCGCACGCUCAAUGGGCGACGCUAUCAUGGCAGACUAUAUCUGGCAUACAAUUAGGGAGGAUGGAAUGGUGCCGGAUUCCCAGUGCUAUAACUACUACAUGGAAGCGAAAGUCUGGGAUAAAGCAUACACCGGCUUGGAGAAGUAUCGCCUCAGAAUGACCCCUUACCUGUAUCGGAAGAGGAGAUUCUUCGAACCCAACCCCGGAUGGCAAGGUUACGGUACUGCCGCCCGGAGAGGGAACCUCGGGGGACACGACUACCUUUGUCAAUGUGAUCCUUGCGUCAAGCCGAGUUGGCCAUAUGCAAGGAAUCAAGAAUGUCCUGCACACCGUCNGAACAUUGACGUUGAUGCGCUGCUAGAACAGGUCGAUGAGUCGAUGCUCCCGGAGGUGACCCCAUACGACCGUUCCUCACCGCUGUACCCCACAAGCCAUCUGCUGUUCGCCGUGGCGCAUGCCUUCGGCACCAACAAUGACAUCCCUGCCGCUCUGCGCACCAUAGAUUUUAUUUCGAGCAGAUACGACAUCCCGGUGCCGGAGAAUGUCUGGCUCGAGCUAUUUGAGCGAUCGUUCGUUUUGUCUCGUCCGAGGUUUGGCCCUGACGCUGAAAGGGACGCAAAGGGCCAGGUUUCAUAUGACUUCCUCAACUCCAUGUUCGAAACGAUGACAGCCGAGCCUUUCAACGUGCGUCCAACAAUCGAGGUGCACCAUAUUCUCGCCAAGACUGCGUGGGAUCGCGCCAGGCUGUCAGAAUUCAAGCACCAUAUGGAAGCUGCGUAUGACCUUUUAAGGGAGACAAGAAAGAAGAGGAGAACUGCAAGGUCGAUCAUAGAAGCAUAUCUGGGGCAGCCACAAACGCAGAUUCUGAGAUCGCGAGCCUUUGCAGAUGCUGUGCACGCGUAUGACAUUCUGCGCCUGCGCACUAUGCAGCAAACCGUUAUCAUGGAGCGUCUUGCAAGGCUUUUACUAAUUCACCGCCGCUGGGUGGGUAGUCAGAACCAAGUGUGGGAACGAAGCCUUCUACCGCAGGCGCUGGAAGAAUGGCGAGACUUUUUGCCAGAGUCCGUGGUAUACCAUACCCGAGGAGGCCUCGUCGAAUUUGAAGGUGCCACCUCUUGGCGCCAGCGUAAUAUAAGAACCCAUGAUAGAGUACCAGUCCGGCGGCCAGCGUUGGGAACAAAUAUCGAGCUUGACGACGACGCGAACGAUAUUGAUGACGACAUUUUCUGGGAUUAUUAUCGACAAUCUGCCCCACACCUUGAUCUGUCCAUUCCGCCUCUGAGAAGGCUUUUCGAGGCUGUCCAAGAAGACAAUGUCAGUAGCACUUACGACGACGAAGCUUUCCUGGCCGAAGAGCUGGAAUAUGAAGCCGGCGAGCUUGAGAUCCCUAGGGUUAGGAGAGCUGCGAGGACGCCCAGACAGCGCGCGACCACUAGGGAGCACCAAGCAGGAGAAGCCGAUGAACCCAUAACCACAGGUCCAGGUCCUCUCUUGUGGGCUUGA